AUGAGUGUGGAAAAAAGACGAGAACUGGCACUAGAGAAACGCAUGUGCUUUAACUGUUUACGCCAAGGACACUCCUUUAGAAACUGUCAAAUGAGGCCAAACUGCAGAACAGAAGGAUGUACAGCAUAUCAUCACACAUUUCUUCACGUCAGACCAAAAACAAAUGAUGAAAAACGAGCCUCCCAAAAGGAGGAAACAAAACAAAAAAUCAAGGAACCUUCAGGACAAUCAAAAGACAACAAGAAGAACCAAGAUAAGAAGGAAGUGAAAGAAAUAGAUGCGCAAGCUCCAACAUCGUCCACCUCGAAGGAACAAGAAGAUGUGCGCACUAACAUACACGCUACCAAAAGAAAUAAGGUCUACUACCAAAUACUGCCGGUUACACUUUAUGCGCAAGGAAGACAAUUAGAAACCUUCGCAUUUUUGGAUCACGGCUCAUCGAACAGUCUAAUCCUCGACGACUUGGCCAAAGAUUUAGGUUUGCAAGGGCCAGUAUCACCAUUAUGCAUAAAAUGGACAAAUGACUCCGUACACGAAGAUAACGAAAGCCAAAGCGUAUGUUUCAAAAUAUCAGGCGACAACAAAAUUCGAUACCAAAUGGAAAGUGUACGUACAGUAAAAAAAUUAUCCUUACCACGACAGACGCUUGACUACAAGGAUCUUCAUGAAAACUACAACCAUCUUAAAAACCUUCCUAUUCAAGGAUACGAGAAUGCUGAGCCGACAUUACUUAUUGGACUUGAUCAUCCCCGACUAUUAACAGCAACAAAACAGAGAGCAAGCAAAGUCGGUCCAGUUGCCGCUAAAACACCAAUAGGAUGGGUCAUUUACGGAAGGACCAACUCCCGACAUCAAGGAGAAAUAUAUUCCUGUGUAGUAGAGGAGCAAGACUCACUACGAGAAGAAAUGAGGAAAUACUUCUCAACGGAAGAGUUUGGCGUUAAGGUUAGCACCACUAACCAACAGAGCGAGGAGGAUAGACGAGCUGAAAAAUUGAUAAAAGAAACAAUGAAGUAUGACGGGAGUCAAUACGAAAUUGGCCUUUUAUGGAAACAAGCCAGGCCCAUAAUGCCAAAAUCAGAAAGCUUCAAGGGAGCAUUAAAGAGGUUAGAAUACACUGAAACUAAGAUGAGGAAAAACCCUGAGUUUGCCCAAUGGUACACGGACAAAAUUAAGGAAUACGUUGAAAAGGGAUACGCACGAAAAUUAACAGCAAACGAGAUAACACUAACAACCGAUAAAACAUACUAUUUGCCUCAUUUCGCUGUCGUAAAUCCUAAUAAAACACCUUUAAAACCGCGACUUGUAUUUGACGCAGCUGCCAAGGUACAAGGAUUAUCGCUCAACACUGAAUUACUCUCUGGUCCCGAUAACUUGACAUCGCUCUUUGGAAUUUUACUGAGAUUCCGAGAAGGAAAGUACGCAGUAGCAGGAGACAUCCAAGAGAUGUUCUCACAAAUUAAAAUACGCAAAGAGGACCAGGAGGCUCAACGAUUCUUAUGGAGGGACGGUAAGGCUUCAAAUACCAUGGGACACUACGUAAUGCAGGUAAUGACGUUUGGAGCAACCUGCUCACCUGCAUGUGCCCAAGCAGUAUAG
This is a messenger RNA of Topomyia yanbarensis, 1599 nucleotides long. RefSeq lists its product as uncharacterized. The record is from RefSeq and is a predicted model, not a curated record. Gene Ontology annotation, molecular function: nucleic acid binding; zinc ion binding. NCBI's taxonomy places the organism in Eukaryota, Metazoa, Arthropoda, Insecta, Diptera, Culicidae. The transcript has a single exon. The coding region runs from base 1 to 1599 and encodes 532 amino acids.